Phytophthora nicotianae INRA-310 is the source of this 388-nucleotide messenger RNA. RefSeq lists its product as hypothetical. The record is from RefSeq and is a predicted model, not a curated record. The transcript has 2 exons. NCBI's taxonomy places the organism in Eukaryota, Oomycota, Peronosporomycetes, Peronosporales, Peronosporaceae. Bases 155 to 388 code for a protein of 77 amino acids.
AUGUAACUCGCUUUAUUGACGAUCUAUUACAGUUGCAGUCUUGCUCGCGCGUGAGUUAUGCAGCCAGCCUUGCACUAAGCGGAGGCAAGUGCAAUGUGACAUGAUGUGAGGCACCAAAUUGAUAUGAGCGAUAGGAUUGUUCGUGCUGUUCAUCAUGAACUCUAUGGGCAGCGAGGGCCUCACUGAGGCGCGAUUGAAGUUCAAAUUGCGCGUUCUACGCAUAUUUUGCAUUCAGGAACCGUUUAGUUGUGUCGGGCCAUGUACCUGUCAGAGUCGUGCAUUCGUCUACAGCCGCGCGGCGGAGCACCAAGCUCUCAAUCGCUCAUUCUACAACUUAGCCGACAUCAAAUACGUCGGAAUCCGUGUGGUUCGCCUCUCAACGUUAUAA